AUGACGGUAAAUGCCGCAGACGUUGAAACAGGAUCUCAUCCCCAGACUUCCCAUGGAAGUGAAAUAACCUCAGAAAUAGCAGCGCAAGAGUCUUUGCAGACAACUCCUGAAAAAUCCAAUAUUGUUGACUGGGAUGGACCAGAUGACCCCCAAAAUCCCAUAAACUGGUCUUCCGUUCGAAGAUGGAUGACGAUUACAAUAGUUUCUGUCGUUACCUUUCUCAACGCUUUUGGAUCAACGGUCUUCGCACCCAGCGUCCCCGAGGUGAUGCAUGAAUUCAACAUAGACAGCGGUGCUCUCUCCAGCUUCACUGUCUCUGUUUUUGCCAUUGGUUGGGCUGUUGGUCCGCUGGUCUUGCCCCCAUUAAGCGAGUUGUAUGGGAGGAAUCCACUAUACCACGCUUCCAACUUAUUUCUUACCCUCUCCUCAAUGGCUUGCGCUCUCAGUAGCAAUUUGACCAUGCUAAUUGUAUUUCGGUUUUUUAUGGGACUAGCUGGAUGUCCAUCGCUUUCUCUGAGCGGUGGAACAAUAGCUGAUCUGAUCCCGUUGGAAAGGCGGGGAGUCGCUUUGAGUGUGUGGGGUAUGGGGCCCUUGAUGCCCCCGACGCUGAAACCGUGUGCUGUCAUUGAUGAUGACAAGAGUGGAACACUCACCAUUAUAUCACUAUUGCUACUGCGCGAAACCUAUGCUCCGGUCAUCUUGGGCCGCAAAGCCUCCCAGCUAAGACAAGAAACUGGAAAUAUGGAGCUGACCACGAAAUAUGAUAAAGGCGAAACCCCUGGGUAUCUCUUUAAGAUGGCAAUGCUCCGCCCUACCAAGCUACUUCUCUUCUCGCCGAUUGUCUUUCUCAUGGCACUCAAAAUUACCAUCUCAUAUGGUUAUAGCUACUUUCUUUUCACGACUUUUACCUUCGUCUUUGGAAAGCAAUACGGCUUUAAGCCGUCUUCGAUCGGUCUGGUAUAUAUAGGCAUCGGCAUAGGAUACGUGGUAACACAAAUCAUUGCAGCAUUAUUUUCUGACCGAUACAUCGCUCGAAUGAAAAGGGCCAAUGCCAAUGGUCCUCCAAAGCCAGAAUGGCGUCUUCCGCCGCUCGCGUUGGGUGCCAUAGUCUUGCCACUGGGCUACUUAUUUUAUGGCUGGACCGCGAUGUACCGUUUGCAUUGGCUCGUUCCAAUCUUUGGCACGGCGCUCAUCGGGGCCGGAACGUUAUGCUACUUUUUUUCGAUUAUGGCAUACCUGAUCGAUACAUACACAAUCUACUCCGCAAGUGCCAUCUCCGCCAACAUCGUUCUUCGAUCCAUCGUCGCCGCGACGCUACCCCUAGCGGGGACCAGGUUGUAUGAAACCUUGGGCAUAGGGUGGGGAACGAGUUUGCUAGCGUUCAUUGCGUUAGCCCUGGCCCCGAUCCCUUUUUUUCUGCUUAAAUAUGGGGAGAGAAUCAGAACCCAUCCUCGAUUCCAGGUGAAGCUUUGA
Messenger RNA from Coccidioides posadasii C735 delta SOWgp, 1473 nucleotides. The record is from RefSeq and is a predicted model, not a curated record. Lineage: Eukaryota; Fungi; Ascomycota; Eurotiomycetes; Onygenales; Onygenaceae.